AUGCUUGGAAGCACACAGGUCAUUAACUUUUCCGAGAAAAUAGACGAGCUGAUUCAGGCAAAUGAAAUGAUCAUGAAGGAAAAUGAUCUUCUUGUUUCUUUCAUUGAGCGCCACCAGUCUUUUCUUAAAAAUCAAGAGAAUAGCAUUUUCGAUCCCACGUCCAGUUUGCACUUUGAUGGCGAAGAGGACGCGCUGGCAGAGAGUGCAGAUGACAAUUCCGACACCCUGACCAUGAAAGAGAAAGUUUUGAUAGCCAUCUGUGAAUCGGAAGAGCUUAAGGGCGAUGCAGAGAUCAUGCGAAACAAGGGUACAGAGAUAACAUUGACGCUGAAGGCCUUUACGAUUUCCGCAGAGACAAAGCUUUCUGAAAUAAAGCGGUGGCUUUUCGCCUUCCGCCGUGACGUUCUGGCCGACCCCCAGGCGGCACUGACCAUCGGUGACCAGGUGUAUCUAACUGUUGACGAUACUGGAGACGUAAUUACCAGUAGGAGCCCGUCGCCUAAGACUCGGAGUCGCUCCCCCAGCCCCGGUAGAGUAAAGUCGCCGGUACGUGUCCAUGCUCAGGCAUCAGGCAAAGAAGGAGCGGCAGGUGAGCCAGAUGUAGAAGCAAAGAGCACUGCUCCGGCAUCCCCGACUAAGUCUCCUUCUGGGUCCCCAUCGAAGCCCAGCACCCAGGUUGGCGCAAGGCAGUUUUCUAUCCCCACCAAGGUGUCAGCGUUUAAGCUCAAUUCAUUCUAUUCCGAGGUUAUAGGGAAAAUCACAACAGACAUGAACAAUAUGAAGGCACGGAUAGACGUGAACAACAAGCAAAUCAAGAAGCUCCAGAGGCAGCUCGAAAAGCAGACUGAAGCAACAGAUCAGAUGUCCUCCAUUGACUUCGAUCAACUGGCCAUUGCGAACUCCAAAUAUCUUGAAAAGAUAGCUGCCAAGAACCAGGAGCUUCUUCGGCUUAAGCUUACCAGUGGAAAUACCACGCUGGCACUAAACACCUUCAAAUCAGAUCUGAAUAAAAUAACAGAAGAAAAGGAGUUCAUUGAAAAGGAAAUAUUUGCUAAACGAACGGCAAUUGACAAGAUAAGCGCUCAGAUUAAUGACUGCAAGAAGCAGCUGGGCAUAGACAGGUCAGUUCUCAAGAAGCUCCGUCAGAAUGAAAUUGCCUCUGGGGAUGGACCGGCCUCAAUAGACUUUAUUUCCUUAAUAGCCACUCAGGACUCUCUUCAGAAGGCUAUAGGGGAGUAUACACGCAAGGUCUCUAUUUUGGAGCGAACACUAUUCAAUCUUCAAAGAGACGUUACACAGGGUCAAUCUCUGCUCAGUGGCGGCCCAGUAAAAUGA
Giardia duodenalis is the source of this 1335-nucleotide messenger RNA. RefSeq lists its product as uncharacterized. Gene Ontology annotation, biological process: cilium assembly. The record is from RefSeq and is a predicted model, not a curated record. NCBI's taxonomy places the organism in Eukaryota, Fornicata, Diplomonadida, Hexamitidae. Bases 1 to 1335 code for a protein of 444 amino acids. Gene Ontology annotation, cellular component: ciliary basal body; axoneme. The transcript has a single exon.